Messenger RNA from Microcebus murinus (gray mouse lemur), 1200 nucleotides. Lineage: Eukaryota; Metazoa; Chordata; Mammalia; Primates; Cheirogaleidae. The record is from RefSeq and is a predicted model, not a curated record.
AUGUUGCGCUCCACCGUGGAAGGCUGCGUUUGUUCAAGGAGGCAACCAGCGCGGGGCUUGAGCGCGGGCAAACCCGCGCCCGGAACCACGGCAUCCCCGCCCCUCCCCCUCGCUCGCCCCCGCCCCUCUGCGCGGGAGCUCGGCUCCUCCUCCUACGGCCCCCGGCGGAGCGGGAGGCGGGAAACGGCCGCCGCCGCCGCCGCCGCCACCUCCCGCCCGAACCCGCUCCCGGUGCCGCGCUGGCCCGGCGCCGCGUCCCUCUGCGUCCCGCUGACCUGUCAGUCCACCUCACGGCUGGAGCCGGCGGGGGCCGAGCCGGGCUCCCCGGCAGCCCUUCCCCGCUCAGGCCCGGGAGUCCGCGUGUCGGGCAGUCAGUCUGUCUUUCCGCCGCGCCGAGAAAUUGGUGUGAGCAGAGAGAAGCGUGGCUACCGGUGCCCAACCUCGAUAGGCGCGGGGCCUUGGAUCAGCGAGAUGUGGACUGCAUUUGGCCAAAUUGUCUGCUUUUCUGAGUCUUCAAGACUGCUGCUUUGGAGUCACUGGAGGCAGCUCUGUUUAUCCCAGAAUGAUCACUGAAGUCAGCAUAAGUGGGUCCGUUAGGCCUCAGCAGGGUUUCAGCCAUCCUGGAGUCAGGCACUGGGAACAGAACAGGCCAGUGAUCAGCUGUGUCCAUCUUGGGCAUCCCCCCCAUAAGGUUCUAGGCAGUCGCCAAGUGCUCUAACAACGUACAUCUUCCUGAAACCUGAACAGAUUUCUUCCAAUUCCUUGGCGCUUGUGAAUACUCCUUAAAGUGACAGUUUUCUGAUCUGAUUUGACCUAAUGUGCCCUACAAUACCUAGAUAUAUUAUGCUGGAGGUUUAACUGCUCACUGUACUGCUUUAUCAUACAAUACAGAGACCAACAUAAGUUGUUGACAAAAAUUUAAGAUCUUCCAAAAGAAGUAGAUAGCUCUCUUCUCAGCCUUAGUUGAAAAUCUUCAAUAAAAGCUCACAGCGUUUAUCAAGAUGGAAAUUGGUUGGAAUAAAUUAAUGCACUUGUGAUUGUGGAUAUUAAUGAAUUGCAUUUGAAUUUGCCCACAAAACAGAUAGUUCUCUAUGUGUUUUUAAAAUAGUGCUAAACUUUGUUACAAGUUCAGUCUUUGAAAAAUCUAUAAUUGUUUUAAAAUUGAUUUGAAGAAUAUAAAAUGGCAUUAUAUUUUUAUUA